AUGAACACAACUGUUGCCGUAGUACCUCAACAGCAUUACUCCUUCGUCCAGUCCUCUCCACAUUACUUCCCUUACUCUCAAUAUUAUAUUACCAACGAUCAACAAGUGGCACUUCCACAAACAUCCCAGCAACAACAGCCACUUCAACAGCAACAGACACAGACAAACACACAGACAUUCUGCAGAUCAUACAACAACAACAACUCACAACCUUUGACACCUUUGGUCAUUGCACCAUUCUUAUCAACAUCCUCAUUCACAUCCUCAUCUUCAUCAACCUCAACCUCUGUAUAUACCUUCAACAACAACAAUAAUAAUAACAACUUGAUAUCACCAACCAACUCACCUUAUAUGGCCAUUCCAUCAUCUGUUGCAGCAAACUCUCUGGCGCUGGGCCGCCCAAGGACAAAGGUUGGAUGUAAGAACUCUGCUUGUGGCAUGCUGUCAAAGGACCGCAUCAACUUGCUGCUCAAGAUAAUCAAAGAGAAGAAUAAGGUAUCAUCAAUCGAUCAUUCUAUAACAAUUGUUCUGUCGAUCGAGGAGAUAUUGGCACUGAUUCUGGAGGAGCUGCAUCGUCGCGGCGUGGUCCUGGCCAACUAUGGCGUGCGACUUGUUGGCAGCACGGCGUCGGCGAUCAUCAACAGUCGACAGACCACGGCCGAGCAGUCGUCGGCCUUUUACAACGACAUUGAUCUAAGUCUGUACAUCACUCGUCAUUCGGACUUUGCCACGCUGCUCGACAUUGAGGAAACGAUAAUCGUGGCCGAGGUGCGUCGCCAGACUGGUCGCGAGCUCACCAAGAAGGACGUGUUUGAUCAGUUCUUCCGCGAGCGUGUCAAGGUGAACAACCGCGAGCACGACGCUGACAAGGACACGGACAACUGGUCGCUCAUCACCAUUGGACAUGAGAAGGAGCGUCUCAUCGACAUCAAGUUUGUCAAGAAGAUCCAGCGACCCUACGCAUUCUCGAUCGACUCAUUCCACAUCAUCCUUGAUCCCCUGGUCAAGGACUACAUGUCACUGUUGCCAAGCUGUGAGAAGAAGGACACGGUGAUUGAGUCAAUGGACCUCAUCGACACCUCCUCCAGUCCCAUCCCCAUCAUAAUGACACCAUCUUUGUCAGCCAGCUCGUCCGAGGCCGUGUCGCCAUCGACCUCUCCAGCACCCUCAACAUCAUCCUCAUCAAGCUCGUCACCGCGCACCAAUGGUGGCUUCCCAUUUGUAAACAUCAAUGCCUCCUCAUUUGAACGCGAGGAGGAGACACCUGUAUCAUCACCAACAUCACCAUUGCCAUCGCCAUCGCCCUGGAGUGCCGUCAGCCAGGUGUGGUCGUCAAUGCCCACCAGCGCUGCCAACACCUCCAGUCGCGACCAACAGCUGCAAUCCAGAGACGACUUGGACUUCCCUCCAUUGAUCCCUGUACAUUCAUGUAAACCAGCAACCUCUUUGCACUGCGACCUUAGCAAGCUCGAGAGUGCACUCUCUCCCCGUGACCCACCAACUCCAACCAAGCCACCAGCAUUGACCAUCACCAACUCGCUCACCCCACCAGCCGCUGGCACUCCUGGCGCCAACACCAACAACAAUCCACUGUAUCGUGUACAAGUCUUUAGCGUUUAUGGCAACUUCCACAAGGCCAAGCAAGACUUGGAGAACAAUCUGUUGGUGACAAAGGAUCCACAUCUGAUAAGGAGAGGUAUAUUUAGGUAUUGUGCCGAGAUGGCCAAGGGCCGCAUAUCAAGCAAUCCAAGCCUGUUCAACGAGGUGUUCCGCGAGAGCUUCUUCACUCAGGACAAGAUGAAGCCAGCAGAGUUUGAAAAGACUUUGCUCAAAUAUGUCAUCAAGCAUCGAGCUGAGGCCAAGAGCUUCCUCAAGCAUCUAGAGUCCAUCCUCAUCCAGCCCUACACUCCCAGUCCUUCAAGUUCAGUGACUGGCACACCCACAAGCUCACCUCAACUUCAUGGUAUCUCAACAUCAUCAUCGUCAUCGCCAGUGUCAAGGCCACCCUCGCCACAGGUUAUCUUUGAUCUUGAGGACAACAACAGCAGUGUUGUCAACAACAUUGUCAACAACAACAAUGCCAACAACAACAUAAGCAGUAACAGCGAGACCAAGUUCGAUGUAUACUACUUUGAUUAUCUGAAUAUCAUUGCCAACAUACGCCAAUCACUUCAUUGUGAUGAUAAGUUUGAUCAACUGUGUAGUAGCAAGUUGCAACACGAUGGCACUUCAAUGUCCAUGUUUCCCAACAACAACAACAAGCAAGGUUGUUAA
Acytostelium subglobosum LB1 is the source of this 2274-nucleotide messenger RNA. RefSeq lists its product as hypothetical. Gene Ontology annotation, biological process: mRNA stabilization. NCBI's taxonomy places the organism in Eukaryota, Evosea, Eumycetozoa, Acytosteliales, Acytosteliaceae. The record is from RefSeq and is a predicted model, not a curated record. Bases 1 to 2274 code for a protein of 757 amino acids. Gene Ontology annotation, molecular function: RNA binding; poly(A) RNA polymerase activity. The transcript has a single exon.